Messenger RNA from Ceratotherium simum simum (southern white rhinoceros), 2044 nucleotides. The record is from RefSeq and is a predicted model, not a curated record. NCBI's taxonomy places the organism in Eukaryota, Metazoa, Chordata, Mammalia, Perissodactyla, Rhinocerotidae.
AAUUUUAACCAUAAUAGAGACAUAUAAACUAAAAAGAAAAAACAGUCCUUUAUGUAUCCUUUCCCCCAACCCUUGUUCAUGAUUUCUACUGAAAAACCGAAAUGCACACAGACCCAAAUAGAUUCCUUGCUUUUGGCAAAAGUGGGAUUUACUUCCUCGCUUGGUGAUUGUUGUUGUUUUAACUGAAAUUUAACACACGUGGAAAAGUGCACACAUGCUAAGUGUAAAGUCGGUGAAUGAUCGUGAAGCACACGUCUGGGAGGAGCGGAACAAGGCCAGCCCCCCGAAGCCCCCGCUCCCUCCUCACAACUCCCCUCCCCUCCUCCAGCCGCCCACCAUCCUAACUUCUGACAACGUGCUCCAUUUUGCCUUUUCCUGAACCUCAUCUAAUGGGACCCGUGCUCCGGAAUGUUCCAUGUCAGUCCACACUGCCUCAUGGCCAGGAUGUUCGCAGGUUAUUCCUCCAGGCCCUCGGGACCAAAAUUUGAGUCCAAAAUUUGGUUUUCCUCUGUUGUGCCCAAAACCAAAGCCACUGUCCUCAGGCACUGCCUGCACACGUGUUUCUGUACGAAGGCGGCCUUCUGUCCUGCUUCACGGACAGGACAGGGAUCAGGGACCCCGAGCCUGGCGCCCGGGGCGGGGGAGGGGCGGGAGGCCAGGGCUGGCGGCGGGGGCUCCGCACCCCGAUGCGAUGUUGAAAUGUUGUGUUGUUUUAACCGCCUUUACUUUCUGAGCUAGGGGCUGUCUCCAUCCAUAGCAAAGUGUAACUUUGUUGUAGAUGAGCGUAAGCCUCACCCUGGAGAGCGCUAGUGCGGCUUCAGGUCCAGAGCAUGGAGAAGCCCCAGUACCGAGGGACCUUGCACUGCUUCCAGUCCAUCAUCAGACAGGAGAGUGUGCUGGGCCUGUACAAGGGCCUGGGCUCGCCCCUCAUGGGGCUCACCUUCAUCAACGCGCUGGUGUUCGGCGUGCAGGGCAACACCCUCCGGGCGCUGGGCCGCGACUCGCCGCUGAACCAGUUCCUGGCCGGCGCGGCGGCGGGCGCCAUCCAGUGCGUGAUCUGCUGCCCGAUGGAGCUGGCCAAGACGCGGCUGCAGCUGCAGGCCGCGGGCCCGGCGCGCACCUACCGGGGCUCGCUGGACUGCCUGGCGCAGAUCUACCGGCGGGAGGGCCUGCGCGGCGUCAACCGGGGCAUGGCGUCCACGCUGCUGCGCGAGACGCCCAGCUUCGGGGUCUACUUCCUCGCCUACGACGUGCUCACGCGGGCGCUGGGCUGCGAGCCGGGCGACCGCCUGCUGGUGCCCAAGCUGCUGCUGGCCGGCGGCACGUCGGGCAUCCUGUCCUGGCUCUCCACCUACCCCGUGGACGUGGUCAAGUCGCGGCUGCAGGCCGACGGGCUGCGGGGCGCCCCGCGCUACCGGGGCAUGCUCGACUGCGUGCGCCAGAGCUACCGCGCCGAGGGCUGGCGCGUCUUCACGCGUGGCCUGGCCUCCACGCUGCUGCGCGCCUUCCCCGUCAACGCCGCCACCUUCGCCACCGUCACCGUGGUGCUCACCUAUGCGCGCGGCGAGGAGGCCCAGCCCGAGGGCGAGGCUGUGCCCGCCGCCCCUGCGGCCCCCGCGGGGCCGGCCCUGGCCCAGCCCUCCAGCCUGUGACGCCCGCCGCCGGCCCCAUGGGCCCGACCUCCCCCGGGGCCGCUUUUCAGAAACGCAACACGGACAUACAUCGGCCCCCAGCCGCUCGCCCUGCCCAGACGCCCAGACGCCGUGGGCUGUGGGCUCCAUCAGACCUGGGUUGAAUUUCUCUCGUCCCCUGGGUGACCUGACCACAAACUUGACCUCAGUGUUCUCAGCUGUGAAAUGGGGAUCCUCAUACCCACACUGUAGUCACGACGCUCAGAGAUGGUAUCGAGCAGCGCCCAGCACUGAACCUGCUGCUGUUCCUUGGAGUCUUCCAGAAACCCAGCCGAGACCCCAGCCCUCCCCGGGGAUCCCAGCCACCACCACCACCGGGUCUCUGAUGACCUACCGAUGGGCUACCCGCUGAC